Messenger RNA from Panthera uncia (snow leopard), 9850 nucleotides. RefSeq names its product interleukin 1 receptor associated kinase 3 (gene IRAK3). The record is from RefSeq and is a predicted model, not a curated record. Gene Ontology annotation, cellular component: nucleus; plasma membrane; cytoplasm. NCBI's taxonomy places the organism in Eukaryota, Metazoa, Chordata, Mammalia, Carnivora, Felidae. Gene Ontology annotation, molecular function: protein serine/threonine kinase activity; ATP binding; protein binding. The transcript has 12 exons. Bases 1234 to 3231 code for a protein of 665 amino acids. Gene Ontology annotation, biological process: negative regulation of tumor necrosis factor production; interleukin-1-mediated signaling pathway; negative regulation of MAP kinase activity.
ACUCAGCAACCGUGAUUCCUGGAUCCUCUGCGUAAUUGAGUUUGGAUCUCUCAUCGUACUAAUUCACCAAUCCAAUAGCUACCAAAUACUUGUAUCCUGCCUGUUGCUGUUUAUUCAGGUAGUACCUUUGAAAGGUAUAGAGUUUCUUAAGCGUGUACAGAUAGACAAAAUUUCAGCUAUUUGAACAAAGGCAUAUAGAAACCUUUGCCCAACCGGUAUUGGCUUCACCAAUUUUCAAGUGUAUUUUGUGGCAUACUUUAGCUGAGAACGACUUGGGAUUCAGGUAGCGUCAGGCGUAAUAAACGAUGGUGUAUCAUCAACUGUUGGUCUCUAGGGGGCGCCAUUGCCAAAGAGUACAGAUCUGAAAGGUUUCAACAGGGUUGAUACUGUUCGGUUGAUGGCCAUUGUCCACUCCAGUCAUUAAGGCUGGGAUUUUUCUCAGCACUUUCAAAGCAUCUCCUCUUUUUUGUCAGUAGCAUUCGUAUCAUGCUCGCGGUGGGUACAGCAUACCGUGACAGAAUAUUUCAAAACAACAGCCAAGUUUACUUAAACUCCAUGUUGAAAGCAAAACAGUCUGUGACACACUUUGAAGUAGGAAAAGUAGCGGAACAAUGUUUUAUCAAGAAAGCCCAGAGAGAAAAGAAUGUAGAAAAACCAAGUAGCAACGUGGAGAAUGGGCAGCGUCUGGAAGAAAACGAGCACAAUUUUCUUCUGCUUUGUUCUCUCUUUUGCGUUCCUGUUGUUGGCAUCUUCUCUGGUCUCUUCCAGCAAUCACUUCGUAUGUGCACGUUUACCUGUUCGACUUCAGUAAAAGUUGGGAGGGAAAUGCGCCAAACGUUUCGGAUGGUUGUCUUCAGCUCAGUGACUAUCUUCUCCUGUCAGUUUUUCUGGAUUUCCCAAGAGUUCCUCGGGACACAUGUAUCGCUUUCUGGCAGGGUAAAACAAAACGCGUCUUUAAAAGAACUAUUGACCGGUCUUCUGUCCAUCCACGCCAGGAGACAGCCCAUGCCAGGGCAGGCAGAGUGGGGUGUAGACUCUCCUCCAUUAGUCCUGCCCUCCUGGUCUUCCCCCGGCUUUCGCUCUUUGCCUCUCCAGUCACGUCCCAAACCCGGAGGGACGAAAGGCCUGCUCAGAACGUAAAAGCCAGUGAGGAGGGCCACGCAGACGCAGGGGAGACCCCGCCGCCAGGCCGGGCGUCCCCAGGGGCAUCUCUGCCGGGCAGCGCCUUGCGUCAUGUGGGGCCCGCCCCCUGGUGGGGCUCGGCAAGUUCUGCAGCCUUGGCCGUCGUGGAAGCAGGAUUUCCGCGGUUGUGUAAUAGCACCUCGCGGGCGCGGAGAGGCCUGGGCUCCGCAUCCCUCCUCGGACUGGCCCCUGGUCUCCGGCGGCCGAGCCAUGGCCUGGACGGCGGCGGCGGCGAGCGGCGGGGCCCACGGUACGCUCUCGGCGCACACGCUCCUGUUCGACCUCCCGCCGGCGCUGCUGGGCGAGCUGUGCGCGGUCCUGGACAGCUGCGACGGCGCGCUGGGCUGGCGCGGCCUCGCGGAGCGACUUUCAAACAGCUGGCUGGAUGUUCGUCACAUCGAAAAAUAUGUUGACCAAGGUAAAAGUGGAACAAGAGAACUACUCUGGUCCUGGGCACAGAAAAACAAGACCAUCGGUGACUUGUUACAGAUCCUCCAGGAGAUGGGGCAUCAUCGAGCUAUCCAUUUAAUUGUGAAUCAUGGAGCACCCUUGAAGAGUCAGAGUCAUCAUGGAGAUAGCUUUCCAAACAUGUUACCCAAGGAAAUAGCCAAUGUCACAGUGGAUAAUGUUCUUAUUCCUGAACAUAAUGAAAAAGGAAUAUUGUUUAAAUCCUCUGUCAGCUUUCAAAACAUCAGAGAUGGAACCAAAAAUUUCCACAAAGACUUCCUAAUUGGAGAAGGGGAGAUUUUUGAGGUAUACAGAGCGGAGAUCCAAAACCGAACAUAUGCCAUUAAAUUAUUUAAACAGGAGAAAAAAAUGCAGUGUAAGAAACAAUGGAAGCAGUUUUUAUCUGAGCUUGAAGUUUUACUACUGUUCCAUCAUCCAAACAUACUGGAGUUGACUGCGUAUUUUACAGAGAGUGAGAAGUUCUGCCUUGUUUAUCCAUAUAUGAGAAAUGGAUCACUUUUUGACAGAUUGCAGUGUGUAGGUAACACAGCCCCACUGUCUUGGCACAUUCGGAUCAGUGUUUUAAUAGGAACCUCCAGAGCCAUUCAGUAUUUGCAUAACACGGAGCCGUGCUCAGUCAUCUGUGGCAGUGUAUCCAGUGCGAACAUACUUUUGGAUGAUCGGUUUGAACCCAAACUGACGGACUUUGGCAUGGCGCACUUCCGACCCCACCCGGAACAUCAGAGCUCUACCAUAAGCAUGGCUAGCAGCAGCACUAAACAUCUGUGGUAUAUGCCUGAAGAGUAUAUCAGACAGGGCAAACUGUCCAUUAAAACGGACGUCUAUAGCUUUGGAAUUGUAAUCAUGGAAGUUCUGACAGGUUGUAAAGUGGUGUUAGAUGAUCCAAAGCAUAUCCAGCUGAGGGAUCUCCUUAUGGAGUUGAUGGAGAAGAGAGGACUCGAUUCAUGCCUUUCGUUUCUAGAUAAGAAAGUGCAUCCCUGUCCUCGGAAUUUUUCUGCCAAGCUAUUCUCUUUGGCGGGCCAGUGUGCUACCACGCGGGCAAAGUUAAGACCAUCAAUGGAUGAAGUCCUAACUACUCUUGAAAGUACUCAAGCCUGCUUAUAUUUUGCUGAGGACCCUCCCACUUCACUAAAGUCCUUCAGGUGUCCUUCUCCUCUAUUCUUGGAUAACGUACCAAGUAUUCCAGUGGAAGAUGAUGAAAACCAGAAUAAUCGUUCACACCCUCAUGAUCAAGGUUUGAGAAAAGAUGGAGUGACUCCGAAAGUUCCAUUUGAAUGCAGCCAGUCUGAGGUUACGUUUCUGGGCUUUCACAGAAAGACAGGGGGUGAGAGAAAAGAGGAUGCAUGCAACAUGCCCAGUUCUUCUUGUAAAGAAAGUUGGUCUGCAAAGCAUUCAGCUCUAUCGCAGGACUCAGGGGCCUGUGGUGCAGAUCUGGACCCUUCUGCAGAAGCUCCAGACCCUUCUUACAGGAGCAGGCCAGUGGAGACUAGCUGUUCCUCUGAAUCUUCCUGGAACGAAUGUGAGCAGUACAAAAAGGAAUCAAUUUCACCAGAAGAUAAAGAAGAAAGCAAGUAUUGCUAAGGCCUCUGAGUACAGGUAUCAUCUUGGGAAAACAUUGUUACCAUAAGUAAUGCGAAAAGGACUAUGGAUGGUGAGUUUGGGUGAUGCGGAUCUACUCUGGACAAUUCUACUCCUUCCUUCCCAACUCUGAAAACAGAGUGGCUCAAACCUAGGCUAUAUGAGAACCAUCCAAAAUUACUUAAGAUCAUGAGCUGUGGCUUUAGACAAACAAAACCUACCAAAGAGGGACUAGAUUCUACAGUCUUCUCCAUCAUCAUCAACAUGAGCCCCUGUGCCACCAGUCUGCUAAGUACAUUCAGUUCAGUUAGAUUGCAUUAUUCAGUUUGGCUUGCUUGUGAAGGUUGUAAGAAGUGUCUAAUUUGUAAAUGUUAACAGGUGCCUUUUUAAAGAAUUACCUUUGUGUUUAUCUUAAUUAACCUUUAGUAUUUUUCUGUUCCUCCCUGUCAAGCCUGUCUGUUUGAAAAUGAGCCAGAUUUACCCUUGGCUAUUGACAUGUUCUGUGUAGAGAGGGGAUUCUUGCCCAAGAUCUGUAUUUCUGUAUUUAAACCCUUAGGAUAGUUUAUCACAUAUCAUACAGUUUUGGCUAUUAUUACAUUUUUUUUUUUUUUUUUUUUUUUUUUACAAACCUAGAGACCAUUAUAUCCUGAGUAGAAUGUGUGAAAUUUUAAUCAAGUAGUUUUUGUUUCUGAGAAAAUGGCUGGUCACAAGGGCUUAUGUUACCCUUUUCUUUGAUCCUGUACCUUCCAACUCUGUGCCUUUACUCUUGCUGUUUACUGGGUCUCCCCCUGUUGAAAUCCUACCCAGGCCUUCAAGGCCCAGCAGAACUACCUCUUCCAGGAAGCUUCCUUAAUCUGUCCAGCCAGAAGUACUCACUUCCUUAGCAUUUCUAUAGCACUGUUUUUGUGUUUCUUUCAUAUUUGUUAUUUUCUCAAUUGUACCAAUGUUGCCUGUGCCAUCUUUUCUCUCUUACUAGAUUGUAAACUACCUGUAUUAAUUUCCUAUUGUUGCUAGAACAAAUUAUAAGGCACUUUGUGGGUUAAAACAAUGUAAGUUGGGGUGCCUGUCUGGCUCAGUCAGUAGAGCAUCCAGCUCCCGAUCUCAGGGUCAUGAGUUCAAGUCCCAUUUGGGUGUAGAAAUUACUUAAAAAAAAAAAAAAGUUAAUUAUUUUACAAUUCUGGAGGUCAGAAGUCCUUGGCAUUCUUUCUGGAGGCCCUAGGGGAGAAUUCAUUCCCCUGCCUUUUCUAGCUUCUAGAGACUGCCUGCAUUCUUUGACUCAUGGCCUCUUCCCCUCCAUCCUCAAAGCCAGCAUUGUGGCAUUUUUGAAUCUAGAUUUCUCUUUCUUUUUCUCUUUGGACUUUUCUUCAUCACCUCUUUCUCUUCCUUUGCCCUCCUGCCUCCUACGGAUCCUCGUUAUUGCAUUGGGCCCACUCAGAUAAUCCAAGGAUAUCUAUGCAUCGCAAGACCCGUAACUCAUUCACAGAAGUAAUUCACAGACUUCUGGAAUUAGGACAUGGAUGUCCUUGGGGAACUGGGGGCCUUACUCUAUCACAUUCCCUGAGUGUGCAGGGGCCAUCUCUUCAAGGCCUAGCAUGUUAUCCUAUACAGAGCUGUUUCCUUACAAGUUAAGUUGAAUUAAGUUCUAAGAACCCACAUAAUAAAAAGAUUGCUGAGUAAAGUGGGGAUUAGGACUGUCUUUCUGAUGAUGGAUAGAAACACUCCAAGAAAACCAUUUCCACAAGAUUAAUGGAAUUUCCCUCUCUAGAACAUGUAUGAUGAAAGGGUAGACCUCUAGCCUGCUCUGCAUCCAAGGAAUAGGCUCUUGCUUUUUUUUGUGUGUGUGUGAGUUAAUAUGUUUGGGUUAAUUGGUCAGAUUGGAGUCUAGAUUUAAGAACAAAUUAUUUAAAAAAGGAAGUCAUCUUAAAAAAAUUUUUUUAAUGUUUUUGUUUAUUUUUGAGAGAGACAGAGACAGAGUGUGAGCUGGGGAGGGGCAGAGAGAGAGGGAGACAUAGAAUCCGAAGCAGGAUCCAGACUGAGCUGUCAGUACAGAGCCUGACAUGGGGCUCUAACUCAGGAACCGGGAGAUCAUGACCUGAGUCUAAGUCGGAAGUUUAACCGACUGAGCCACCAGGGAGUGCCCCAGGGAAUCAUCUUUAAAAAAAAAAAAAAAAGGUUGGGAGGUGCGCCUGCGUGGCUCAGUCAGUUAAGCGUCUGAUUCUUGAUUUCAACUCAAGUCAUGAUCUCGUGGUUCAUGAGAUUGAGCCUCGCGUCGGGCUCCACACUGUGCGGGGCCUGCUUGGGGUUAUUUCUCUAUCCCUCGCCCUCUGUCUCUCCCCUGCUCGUGCUCUCUCUCUCUCUCUCUCUCUCAAAAUAAAUAAACUUAAAAAAAAAAAAAAAAGAAGACGGAAGUCAUCAGGAAUCAGGGUCAGGUUAACAGACCAAGGCCAGGAACAUGAAGCUACAAUUCUGGGAAAAAUGGUCUCAUGGUGAGGUUCAGAACACAAUAAGCCUUAGUCUGAUUGACAGGCCACAUAAAGGCCCAGGUAAGCAGUUGGGAGAGGUCAUGCUCAGGCUGGUCCUCAGGGGCCAGCCAUCUUACCCAUCUGUUCUUUGCAUGUGUUAUUAAGCACCUGCCAGAAUCAAGGCACUGUAUUGGCUCCAAUAGGACACUGAGUGAGGAAGAAAAGGCAACCACCCCAGUGAAGAGUUGGGUGACAUCUGGUAUUUGAACCACAAACCAGUGGAACUGAAAGUAAAAGUGGGAGGAGGAGGAGGCAGAGAUUACUAUGCAUUUUCUAGAGGGGAAGGAAGGCUUUUUUGGAGAAACUUGUUGGAGAGAGAGAAGGGAGGAAGAGAAAUAGAAAAGGAGUCCCAGGAUGGACAUCCAGGGAUUUGGGGGCCCAGAGCUCUACCAGAGCUCUGCAGAACCCCAGCUCUGGGGCUGGAAGGAUGGGUGAGGGCAAAGGGAGCUCGGUCCAAAGCAUUUCAUGCUUUUUCCUGUUAAGCCUUCACAGCCACACUGAAGGUACAAAUCCCAUUUUAUGAUGAGAAAACUGACUUAGAGAGGUUAAAUAACGAGCCUGGGGUUUUCCCAGAACUGGAAGAGCCAGGAUUUUAAAGCACAGCUGUCUGAUAUCAAAGCCCACACUCUUUCUUGUAUUCCACAUUGCAUACAGAAGCCCCCACAGAUUCAAGCUUUUAUAGAAAGGGAUAGAGGUGAGAGCUCAUUUGUUGAUUCCAACAGGUUUUCAGUAAACACACAAGGCUUGCCAUGUCUUCUGCCUUUUUUCACUAUCCUGUUCCUCUGUUAACAGUUACCCACCUCUUUAGUCAUUAGAUGUAAGUUAAAUGAAUUCAUUGAUCUAACCAUUCAUUCACUGAACAAAUAUUUAUCAACAGCCUCCUUUAUGUCAGGCAUUGUUCUGGGAGCUGGGGACACAGUGAAGAUCACACCCAACUGAGAGCGCCUGGGUGGCUCAGCUGGUUAAGCGUCCAACUUCAGCUCAGGUCAUGAUCUUGAGAAGUUCGUGGGUUUGGGCCCUGUGUGGGGGUCUGUGCGGACAGCUCAGUGACUGGAGCCUGCUUUGGAUUCUGUGUCUCCCUCUCUGUCCACCCCUCCUGCUCUCUAUCUCUCUCAAAAGUAAAUAAGCAUUAAGAAUUAUUUUUUUUUUAAAAAUCACACCCAACAAAGAUCUCUGCCCUCAUGGAGCUUAUGUUCUAGUCAGUAAAUGAGCGGAUGGAUGAAAGGAAACAACAUGGGAAAGUUGUAAUCUCGAUUCUAAUGCUAACUGGUGGCUCUCCAGGAGACCAGCCUCACUGAGCCAUCUCUGAGUGUUGUCUGGACUUAGACUCCAGCUUCUCUGCCAGCCCUUCCGUAGGGAUUCACAGAGGUUUCCCCUCACCCUAUGGUACAGCUGAUGUCUCCAUGGUAACUGGUUGCUUUGCUAUUAGUGUGCACCAGGCAGUCUGUGAUAUAUGGCAAUCAUGACAGGUCCGAUUCUUCCAUUGACCUAUGAUUUGUCCAGGACAUUCAUCUAGCUACCAACGACACCUUCAACUGGCUGCUCCUAAGGACUCUGAAGCACCUACACAUGCCUCACUUCCCCAUCACUCCACAAUGUAAUUGUCUGUUGACUUCUCUCUUCUCCACAAAACUGAAACUUCUUGAGGACGGGGACUAUAUCCUGCUCAUUUUUGUGUCUGUAACAAUGAGUAUGGUACCUGGUACAUAAUAUGGCCUGAUCAAUAUUUAUAAAAUGAAUGAACCAAAUAGUCAUUUAGAAUAUCUUCAAAAUCAUUGGUAUCUAGUAUAUCACGACUGUCAUCUACAUUGCACCCAAAGUGCAUCUUUCUUUUCUCUCUUUUUUUGUUUAACGUUUAUUCAUUUUUGAGAGACAGAGAGAGACAGAGCAUGAGCAGGGGAAGGGCAGAGAGAGAGGGAGACGCAGAAUCCGAGGCAGGCUGCAGGCUCUGAGCCAUCAGCACAGAGCCUGACGCGGGGCUCGAACUCACAGACCGCGAGAUCGUGACCUGAGCAGAAGUCGGUCGCUCAACUGACUGAGCCACCCAGGCGCCCUUCUUUUCUCUUUUUUAAAGUUUUAUUUAUUUCAGUAAUCUCUACACCCAACAUGGGGCUUCAACUUGUGACCCUGAGAUCAAGAGUUGCAUGUUCUUCAUGGGACGCCUGGGUGGCUCAGUUGGUUGAGUGACGACCAGCUUUGGCUCAGGUCAUGAUCUUGCAGUUUGUGAAUUCUAGCCCCACAUCGGGCUCUCUGCUGACAACACAGAGCUCACUCCAGAUCCUAAGUCUCUGUCCCUCUCUCUCUUACCCUCCCCCACUCACACUCUUUCAAAAAUAAGUAACAUUAAAAAAAAAAAGUCACAUGCUCUUUUGACUGAGCCAGCCAGACGCCCCUAAAGUGCAUCUUUCUAAUACCCAUACUACCAUUAUUCAUUUGCUUAGAUGGUUCCAUCCCACUAUUCUCAGAGAAAAGUUAUUAAGUAUUAAAUCUGAGAUAUCUUUGAAAGGAGGAAUUAGACAUUGUGUAUACAUUGUUUAUAGAUAUGAUUCAUGGUAGAAAAUAUUCCCAAACCAUUUCUAAGCAAUGAUAAACCAACAUUUGAUAGGGGAUAAACUGAUACUUGUGGUAUUUUGUUUCCAUAUUUCUGUCAAAUUAUUUGUAUAUAUUUGAUGGUCCAUUGAACUUGACAUGCAAGUAUUUUCUUGGAAGGCAUUUUUAUUCCAAAGAUCUACACUGCUUACCAAGCCUUCACUUUAGAGCCUUCUUAUUAAUGUCAUCUGUCUUGUUGAAAACUUUGUGGCAAUCUCUAUAAAUAGCAAGUGAAUAUUUCCAAAGUUUUGUAUUGGCUCCUUAAUUUUAAAAUUUCUUACAGACCAACAUUGAUUGUAAUGGAGAGUAAGCAGGUAGAAAGAACUUACGUGCAGGAGAUUCAGACUCAGUUAACACUGAGGUGUCUAAUAGUGUGAUAAGUGCUUUCAUUACCUACACUCUGAAUGCCAACUGAGCUGGGUUCUGUUACUAUAAUAGCAAGGAAAAUGAUAUCAAGAAAGUUGACUCUUAUCCCAAGUCACGCUGAUAGUGAAGUAUGGACACAAAUUGAAAACUCUUUAUUCAAAUCCAGGAAAUAUUUGCUCUGAAAACGGAUAACUUAAAAAUUAGGUAUUCCUGGGGCACCUAGGUGGCUUAGUCAGUCAAGUGUCUGACUCUUGAUUUUGGCUCAGGUCAUGAUCUCAUGGUUGCGGGGUUUGAUGCCCACAUUGGGCUCUGCCCUGACAGAGCCUAUUUGGGAUUCUCUCUCUCCCUCUCUCUCUGCCUCUUCCCUGCUUGUGCACAUGUGCCACAUGCACUCUCUCUCUCCCUCAAAAAUAAAAAAGUAAACUUUAAAAAAUUAAAGGCAUACCCUAUUUGAAAAUAAAAACAGUAAUAACAUAUGUGUUUAUCUUAUUUGUAUUAAUUGUAUUCUCCAAGAUUGGCAAAUAUAAAAGUAAUUGACAAAAUAUGAACAAAGGGACAUUCUUGUUCACUGUUGGCAGGGGUGAAGACUGGUACAACUUUUCUAGAGACAGUAUGUAUCAAAUUUGGCAAUAUAUACCAAACAUUUAAAUGAUACACUUUUACCCAGCAAUUUGUUUACAAUUUGUCCUAAAGAAUAAAAACUACACAAGUAUGUAAACAUGAGGGCAAAGAUGUACUUUAUGAUAUUCAUGAUAUUAAAACUUUGGAAAUGGCCUAAAUAUCCUUCAACAGAAAAUGGGUUACAUAAAUUCUAGCACAUAUAUACUAUUGAGUCAUAUACAACUGUCAUUAAAUAUUAUUUAGAUUGCAUUUAUUGCUAUGGAAAUCUGUCCCUGAAAUAUUAUGGAGUGAAAAAGCAAGAUAUAGAAUAAUAUGUUUAAUAUGGGCCCAUUUCUAACACUGGAUAUUUUAAAAUAAUAUAUGUUUCAUACAGAGAUCUUUGCCAAAAAUGAUGUCUUUCUCUGGGCUAUGGGAUUUGGGUGAUCUUUACUUUCUUUUGACUUUUAUGUAUUUAAAACUUGUAUAAUGAGCAUGUAUCAUUUUUAUUACCAGAAAAUAAUAAAGGUAUUUUUAUGUUGGAAAAA